This is a messenger RNA of Hepatospora eriocheir, 1077 nucleotides long. Lineage: Eukaryota; Fungi; Microsporidia; Hepatosporidae. The record is from the annotation of a GenBank genome assembly.
AUGAACAUUUUCUAUUUGUGUAAUUUAAUAAAAGUUGUUAAUGGAAAUAACAGCAAUCAAAACAACAAUGAAGAAUGUAAUGUUGUCAAAACCAACCAUGAAAAAUGGAUGAUUAAAACAUUAUACACUUUUUUAUUUCUAAAUCCUCAUGAAAUUUUAUUAGAAGAAGAUUCUAAUAAAACAGAUGAUGAAUUAUUUUUAGAAACUUGUUUCACUCAUCAUGAAGUAAUUACAAUGAUACGUGAAAUUGACAAUGACUAUUCAAAAAAUAAAAGGUUUAGAAAUAUCCAAAAUUUUGCAUCAGUACGUGAACUUGCUUGUAUUUUUUAUAAUAAAGAUAUUAAAGAAUUCAAUAAGUUUAAAGAAAGUCAAAGAAAAUAUUGUUCAAAAACAGUGAAAAAAGAUAUUGAAAAAUUCAAUAAGUUUAAAGAAAGUCAAAAAGAUUAUGAUACAGAAACAGUGAAUGUGUUUUUUAAACGAUAUAAAGACAUAUUUGAGAUUCUUAGAUUAGGUAUUUGCAACAGGAUUCUUGAGGAUGAAGCAUCAUGUAUAAGUUGUAAGUGUUCUUUUAAAAACAAUCAGAUUUCUAUAAACAAUACAUUUGAAUAUCAACUUUUAAAUGAUUUUAUUAUCUUUAAUAAAGAAUUUUUUAUUGUAAACAAUAUUAAUAAUUUUUUAAAAGGUGAUAAUUUUGAAAUUGGAUAUUAUAAUGAAUUCAAAGAUAAAUUACUUAAACCAUUUUUAAAAUAUAUAGAAACAGAAGAGGUAAAUAUUCAAAAGAAGGAAUUAGAUAAAAAAUUUUUAAACAGUUUUAAAAAAUUUAUGGAAAAAGUAUAUAAUUUUGCACAUUUUGAUAAAUAUGUUGGAUCAAUUACAUUAAGUAAAGAUAAAUAUAAAGUUUUUGUUAAAAAAGAAUUAAAAAAGGGAUUUAAUCAAAUUAAAUUAGCAAGUAAAAAUCUUAAAGUAAAUUUAAAAAAGAAAAAUUAUGAAUUAACUAAAAGUAUAAACAACAUUAUUUGUUUUUCUUAUGCUUUAUCUUUAAUGCCUCAAUAUGCUGAAAGUUUUUUUAAAUUUUAA